This is a messenger RNA of Penicillium macrosclerotiorum, 558 nucleotides long. RefSeq lists its product as uncharacterized. The coding region runs from base 1 to 558 and encodes 185 amino acids. The transcript is spliced from 2 exons. The record is from RefSeq and is a predicted model, not a curated record. NCBI's taxonomy places the organism in Eukaryota, Fungi, Ascomycota, Eurotiomycetes, Eurotiales, Aspergillaceae.
AUGCCUACCAGCAAAAAAGUCGCAGAGGUGAACCCAAAGGAUAGUCCAUCCACGAAAGGGCAAAAAUUGAAAGUGUUUACUGACAAAGGAGGCCCGAAAACCAAGACGGAAGGGACACCUACGAAAAGGCGGAAAACAAAAGAAUCAGUCCUCACAGCACAGGGACUUCCAUGCCAGAAGUGUGUCAAGCACAUGAUCAAAGAGCCUGAGCAUAUCUGCUUCCGCCAAACAGGGCACAUCUCGUGUCGGUAUUGCCUUGACACCCAUCAAAAGUGUGAACGGAUUCACAAGGACCUGGAAUAUGAAGCCAAAUUUGCCAUUGAAAGCCAGGCCGAGGAGCGGAAACAUCUGCUCAUGGUUUUCAAGAACACCUUGAACAAGAGGCUGAGGGAGGACAAGGAGGCGACAGACCAAGUUCAAGAACUAGUGGAUGCGCAAUUGAGCCAGAACUUGCAGCAAUCCUUAGUCGUCAAGAAUACAACCGAUAAGGAGACGCAGACAUUGACAUGGGAGUCACUUCGAGCUCAGAUAUUGGAGGAAUGCCCUCAGUUCGAGUGA